CACACGCUGACUGACAGAGACAUGCAGUGGUGACCCCCUGCGUGGCUGGGUUAUAUAUCCCCUAUUUGUGAUAAGCUUUGAGGUAAAGAACAGAAAGAACAGGACAGAGAGCAAGGAGACGCGCUAACUUCUAUCCUUCUACAAUGACGGCUAAAACUCUGGAGAAAGUGCCGGUGAAUCUCGGAGGGUUCGCGCAUGCCGAGAGCGUGUACUCCAUGGAUGACAUUGCUACCAGUUUGCCGACCUCUGUGGCGAUCUUCCCCAACAACGACUUGGGAGCGCAUUACGACCAGAUUAAUGUGGCAGCAGAUGGCUUGAUGGGCGCAGACAUGAGUGCAGAAAAACGCUCCCUAGACCUCUCUUCAUAUUCCAGCAGCUUCUCGCAGCCUGCAGCCCAUCGCAACCAGACCUUCACCUACAUGGGGAAGUUCUCCAUCGACUCUCAAUAUCCAGGUAACUGGAACCCUGAGGGAGUGAUCAACAUCGUCUCGGGGAUCUUCAACGUGGCCCAGCCACCUCCUCCUCCUCCUCCUCCCUGCUCUUCAGCGUCCUCCUCCCCGGCUUCUUCAGGAUCUCCCAAUCACUUCUCCAGUGGUAAUUUGAGUUGCACCAUGGCGGCUCAGAGCCAGGCAGAGCUGGAGCACCACCACCACUUGUACUCACCCCCGCCUCCUUACUCCACCUCCGGCUGUGGGGAGGUAUACCAGGACCCCUCUGCAUUUUUGUCCACCUCUACCUGCCCCAUCGCCUCUUACCCUCCACCCUCCUACUCGUCACCCAAGCAGCCCGGAAGCUCAGACGCACCAGGGCUUUUCCCCAUCAUCCCCGACUAUUCGGGCUUCUUCCAGCCGGCUUGCCAGCGGGACAUGCACACGGCAGGCAUCCAGGAUCGGAAACCGUUUGGCUCUUGUCCUCUUGAUACCUUCCGUGUCCCUCCACCUCUGACCCCCCUGAACACUAUCAGGAACUUUACUCUGGGGGCUCCGGGUAGUGGUGCCUCCGAGGGAGGGGCGCCGCGGAUCCCCUCUGCGUACAGCCCACAGAAUCUGCCCCUGCGGCCAAUCCUGCGACCCAGAAAGUACCCGAACAGACCCAGCAAGACACCAAUCCACGAGCGGCCGUACCCCUGUCCAGCGGAGGGCUGCGACCGGCGCUUCUCGCGAUCGGAUGAACUGACCAGACACAUCCGCAUCCACACUGGACACAAGCCCUUCCAGUGUCGGAUCUGCAUGCGUAACUUCAGCCGCAGCGACCACCUCACCACUCACAUCCGUACGCACACGGGAGAGAAGCCGUUCGCCUGCGACUUCUGCGGCCGCAAGUUUGCUCGGAGCGACGAGAGAAAGAGACAUACAAAAAUUCACCUGAGACAGAAAGAGAGGAAGUCCUCCACUGUCUCCUCUUCCUCCUCUUCCUCAUCCAGCAGCUCCGGACUGGACCGGUUAUCAGGCGGCAUCAGCGCAGCCAACGGGAUCUGUUCGUAGGUUUCCGUGGAAAGCUUUGCUGUCACCGAGGCAGUGUGACACACACUAAAACCUAAAAAAGAAGGGUACCAUCAGAACAGUUCUUCAGCUAUUGUGAACUGAA
Molecule: messenger RNA, 1587 nt
Organism: Pelmatolapia mariae (spotted tilapia)
Lineage: Eukaryota; Metazoa; Chordata; Actinopteri; Cichliformes; Cichlidae
Gene: egr2b
Product: early growth response 2b
Exons: 2
Coding region: 144-1484 (446 amino acids)
Biological process (GO): regulation of transcription by RNA polymerase II
Molecular function (GO): DNA-binding transcription factor activity, RNA polymerase II-specific; RNA polymerase II cis-regulatory region sequence-specific DNA binding
Source: RefSeq, a predicted model, not a curated record